GGAAUGUUGUUAGGGUUUUGAUAUCUGUAAAAGCCGUCCGCUUCGUUUCUCCACUUCAGGGAAAAAACAUAUAAAAGAACCAUCUCUGAAACAGUCGUUUGUGGUUCAAGAAGAAGAGAGGUUUCGCUCUUCAUCCUUAUCUAUAUUUGGUUCUAAUCAGGCCGACAUUAUCACACCCUUCAACAUUCUUUAUUUAUUUUUUCCUUUAAGUUUUCAACCUCAUAAACUAUUACAAAGAUAUAUUAUUUUCUCAGUAGUUCUUUCUUUUAAUUUUAAGUUGUUAACAAGCUUGGGUUCCACCGGCUUCUUCGUCCUGUUUUGAAUAAUUACAACUUUCUGGUUUUGCGUUUUAUCUGCUUAAUACAUUAGAAAAAAAUGAGCGCCACUGUCCAGAGAACGUCCAGAUCGGGAACGCGAUCGCUCCUUUUUCAUGAUUUAGCGUCUCCAAUUUCUGCUCACGGAGGAAAAUUCACGAGCCCGGGUCAGGCAGCUGCCGUCUCUGCUCUAUGGCGGGAGAAUUUUGGGGGCGCAGAUCCUCCUCCACCUCCCAUAUUCACCUUGGAAGACCGUGCAGAGUUCUCUCCAGAAGCUGGGAUGGCAGAUUACUCGAUAUCUCCAGCAACCAAGUCAGAGAUGAGAACUCCUGUCUGGGACUCUUGCCGUGACUCACUUUCUCCUUUGAAAAGCAAGCCCGAGGCGACCGCUUCUUAUGCCCUCAUGGGAGGGCAGCAAAUACAACAAACUCCUACAAGUUCAAGCUGGUGGUCUCCAAUAAAGAGCGGCAGUGAACACGAUGAGAAGGGGAAAGGCUCACCUGUUGAGGGAGUGGUCCAGCCGGGUGCUUUAAUUACGCUUCCUCCACCAAGGGAAGUCGCAAAGCCGGAGUUGCAGAAUAAUAGCUUAGCUGCGGGUAACCUCGACGAGGAGGAAUGGGUGACUGUUUAUGGAUUCUCUCCUGGGGACACUAACUUGGUAUUGCGUGAAUUUGAGAAGUGUGGUGUAAUAUUGAAACAUGUCCCUGGUCCAGGAGAUGCUAAUUGGAUCCAUAUUCUAUAUCAGGUAACAAAAGGCACUUUAUCAAGCAAAAGAAGACAAAGGCAGUUAAUUAAGCGAAGGAAGACAAAGGUACUUAAGUUUUGUUUGGUAUCAUUACUGUUUCUACCUGAAACAUUUUGUGUUGAUCAAUACAAAUUGGCAUACCACUGUUAUUUGAGGCUAUUUAUAGUUGAAACAGACAUACCUUAAAAAUGCAUGUGUGGGAGGCUGUUUGUAGAAAUGUCAAAUUGACAUUUCAGGUAGAAACAACAACUAUUACUAAUCAUUCUGGCUGAAGUGACUCCCAAAUAUAAUGUGACAAUGGUACAUUACACAUCUCUCACUAAUUUGUAUUGAUCGACCGAAAACGUUUUAGGUAGAAACAGCAAUGGAACCAAACACAACUUUAAUCAAGCAAAAGAAUGACUCUUUGUUGGGUUUUAAAAAUCUUUUUUUAGGCUAUUUUUUAUGAAAUGGGGUUUAUCCAUGGACGGGGUGUAUCAUAUAUGAUCAUCAAAUGAUAUUUAUGUAUCUAUUUCUAUUACUUUGCUUAUUUUCUGUCCAAGUUGUGGCUUUUAUAUUAGUAAACCGUCUGCAAAUUUUACAGUGUAAAUGAGGUAAACUCUACACAUUUACUUGGGCUCAGUUUGGAAAG
Messenger RNA from Nelumbo nucifera (sacred lotus), 1690 nucleotides. NCBI's taxonomy places the organism in Eukaryota, Viridiplantae, Streptophyta, Magnoliopsida, Proteales, Nelumbonaceae. The record is from RefSeq and is a predicted model, not a curated record.